Pseudocercospora fijiensis CIRAD86 is the source of this 564-nucleotide messenger RNA. RefSeq lists its product as uncharacterized. Lineage: Eukaryota; Fungi; Ascomycota; Dothideomycetes; Mycosphaerellales; Mycosphaerellaceae. The record is from RefSeq and is a predicted model, not a curated record. The transcript has a single exon. Bases 1 to 564 code for a protein of 187 amino acids. Gene Ontology annotation, molecular function: N-acetyltransferase activity.
AUGCAACGCAUGCCAAGUACUCCGACUCCCAACAUACGACCACACGUCCUGAUCCGGCGACGAACGGACCAGGACAUUGCACAACUAAUAUCCUGUCUCGGACGAGUAUACGAGAAGGACGGGUACCCGACUGGUAUCACCGGCGUAGAAGAACGCAGGCAAUUCCUCGACAGUGAUUCGAUCUUGCAUACCUGGGUUGCGGAAUCAAAUCAUCAAGCCAUCGCCCAAGUCUCCAUAUGCAAAGCAGAUGUUGAAGACAAUCUCGCUGUCAGAGCUUGGCGAAAGAAGUCUCCUAACGAUGAAGUGGCGGUGCUCGGACGAUUGUUUGUGGAUCCUGAUAGUCGUGGAUCUGGUCUUGCGAAACAGCUUGUCAAUCAGGCGAUGCAGUCGGCAAGUGCAAAUGGUGUGAGAUUAGUGCUUUGGGUGCUUGCGAAGCACGAAGGUGCUACUCGGUUGUAUGAACAGUUGGGAUGGGUGCAAUUUGAUACCGCAGUUUUUCAUUCGAAGACGCUUGAGAAGGACUUCGAUGCUUUGUGCUUUGUGGCACCUGAGAGCUCCCCAUGA